Messenger RNA from Gopherus evgoodei (Goodes thornscrub tortoise), 1616 nucleotides. Its product is annotated as solute carrier family 2, facilitated glucose transporter member 11-like. Gene Ontology annotation, cellular component: membrane. The coding region runs from base 64 to 1578 and encodes 504 amino acids. The transcript is spliced from 12 exons. The record is from RefSeq and is a predicted model, not a curated record. Lineage: Eukaryota; Metazoa; Chordata; Testudines; Testudinidae. Gene Ontology annotation, molecular function: hexose transmembrane transporter activity. Gene Ontology annotation, biological process: monosaccharide transmembrane transport.
CCCGCAGGAGCCGGCUCCAGCCUGUCCGGGGCGCGGCGUGCCGAGCCCGAGCCCGAGCCCGGAAUGGAGGAAGAGGAAGAGGGGCUGAACGGCGGAGCGCAGGCCCAGCUUCAAGGCAAGGUCCUAUUUCUUACCAUAUGCGCUGCUGGGAUUGGAGGGACUUUCCAAUAUGGCUACAACAUCUCCAUCAUCAAUGCUCCAACUACAUACAUUCAAACAUUUAUAAAUGAAACAUGGCUACAACGCACAGGUGCAUCUCUGGAGAGUGGUGUGAUAUUGCUGGUGUGGUCUUUCAUUGUUUCUGUCUAUUCUCUGGGGGGACUCACUGGAGCACUCAUUGCAGGACCCAUGGCAAUCAAGCUGGGAAGGAAGACAUCCUUGCUGCUGAAUAAUGUGUUUGUGAUCAUAGCUGCAGUCUUGUCAGGAUUCAGCCGGAUGGCCAAAUCCUUCGAAAUGAUCAUGCUCGGCAGAUUUUUCAUUGGAAUCAAUGCUGGUGUAAGCAUGAACAUUCAGCCUAUGUACCUGGGGGAAAGUGCUCCCAAGAAGGUCAGAGGAGCAGUGACCUUGACUUCUGCAUCAUUUACUGCCCUGGGGUUGGUGCUGGGACAAGUUGUUGGACUUAGAGAACUAUUAGGGGGAGAGGAGAGCUGGCCUCUUCUUUUAGCUAGCAAUGUGGUGCCUGGUCUGAUCCAGCUGAUUACUCUGCCUUGGUUACCAGAAAGCCCUAGGUACCUCUUGAUUGACCGAGGUGACAAGGAAUCCUGCAUCCGUGCAUUGCAGAAGCUGAGAGGUAAUGGUGAGCUGAGCAGUGAGCUGGAGGAAAUGCUAGCAGAACAGGCUGCCAUCAAAGGUCAGAGGGCAAAGAGUCCGUGGGAGCUGUUCCAGAAUCCAGCUGUAAGAUGGCAGCUAAUAAGUAUCAUUGUGCUGAGCAGUGCCAUGCAGCUCUGUGGAAAUGACUCGAUGUAUUUUUAUGCUUCCUAUGUGUUCCAAGAGGCUGGAAUUCCAUAUGAUACAAUCCAAUAUGUCAUUAUCGGCACCGGCUGCUGCGAAUUGAUCACAGCCGUUACUUGUAAUGCAAUAAUAGAGCAUGCCGGGCGGCGGUUGCUGAUUCUGGGGGGAUACAGCCUCAUGGCAGUAUGGGCCAUCAUCUUCAUGGUUGCUUUAUCCCAGCAGAGUCAGAUUAGCUGGAUGCCUUACCUCAGCAUGGCCUGUAUUUUCGCCUAUAUCCUGAGCUUUGGAAUUGGACCAGCUGGUGUGACAGGAGUUUUGCCGACAGAGAUUUUUGAUCAAAUGUCUCGUCCAGCUGCUUACAUGAUCUGUGGCUCUCUGAUCUGGUCCAAUCUAUUUACAGUUGGAAUGGCCUUUCCAUUCAUUGUGGAAGGUCUUGCUCACUUCUGCUACCUUCCGUUCUUCACGGUUUGUGUCUGCACCGCUCUAUAUGUCGGGUUUUUUCUUCCCGAGACAAAGGGGAAGACCUUACUGGAAAUCUCCAAUGAGUUCAACAAGCGCAACUUCAAAGCUCAGACAUGUGAGAGGUUUUGGAAAGGCCCUGAGGAAAUCAAAUCCACUAUGUUAUAGUCUGGGAAUAAGUAAAGGUGGCUGGUGGUUGGAAAAUA